AAUUACAGGUUUGCAGUUUAAAAUGGCCUGGAAGUCGCCAUACGUUACCUUUUAUAUCCUUCUAGUUUCUACCUUUGGUCAAUUCCAAAACUUCGUGAGCACUGAAGAAGAUCCCUCGUCAUGGCCUGGUCAUAUGGAGCCUCUUGGAUCACGAAACGUAAAACAUUCUGUAACUUCCGUAGACGAGUUCCCAACGCCUCAGGAUUUUUUCAAAGAUUAUGUGUCUCCGAGUAAACCUUUGCUAAUAAGGAACGGGGCGAAAAUCUCACCAGCUUUUAAGCUAUGGACCGACGAAUAUUUUGGGUCGCUCCAUGGAGCAGAGAAUACAAGUGUGUUUGUUGAACAACGAAAGAAAGAAAAUCGAACAUUUCCUGGGAAGGAGAUAAGUUUUAAGGAAUUCAUUGAAACUUAUAAUGCAUCCGAUAUUUAUAUGGUAAAUGCUGUUCCAGAUAUACUGCAACAAGAUGUUCUGUUACCUCCUGCACUGCUGUGUGAAGACAUCAAACCACAUCUUGUUGAUACAGUGAUGUGGUUUAGCAGUGGAGGAACAAAGUCUGUAUUUCAUCAUGAUGAUGUUGACAAUAUUAAUUGUUUAUAUCGUGGUUCUAAGACACUGUUGUUUGUAGAAUAUAAAAAGUAUAAAAGUAAGUUAAGACUUGAUAAUGCUUGGGGUGGAUUCUCUGGUGUUGAUGUCGACAAAGUUGACUUCACAAAAUAUCCUAUUUUCCAUGAAGUUGAAUUCCAUGAAGCAAAGAUGGAAGCUGGUGAUUGCUUGUUCAUACCCUUUAAAUGGUAUCAUCAAGUGACUUCAGUAGGAAGUAACAUUGCUGUGAAUAUUUGGUGGAAACAUCUGUCUUCUUUCAUACCAAGAAAAUGCGAUGGAAUGCCGCCUGGAACAUUAAAUCAGUUCCAUUUCUCAUCCCUUCAUAAAAAUGGUGCUGAUGAUGCUGAAGAUGAAGAAGCUGAAACCCUGAUAGACAUGUUGGCAAAGUUUAUCAAAGAAAAAAAGCAUGUGUCAUAUGAUGACUUUGUCAGUUACCUUAAAGAUAACGUUCAAACUGAGGUGAAACCUGAAUUUGAGCAAGACGUAUUGGAAUAUAUUGGACAUAUAUUCCAGUCAGCUGAUGUGGAUAAAGAUGGAAGCGUCACGAUCCAUGAUAUCACACAAAUGGAUGAGAAGGCUUUUAGUGAAUUUGAGAAUGAUCUGGCAGAGUUGGAAGGAAUUCUUGGCGAAUAUCACGACCCAAUGUAUCAAAUGGAGGAUGAUGACCGACAUCACGAGGAAUUGUAGUAAAAGAUAACAGCCGUUUACUCG
Molecule: messenger RNA, 1315 nt
Organism: Dendronephthya gigantea
Lineage: Eukaryota; Metazoa; Cnidaria; Anthozoa; Malacalcyonacea; Nephtheidae
Product: tRNA wybutosine-synthesizing protein 5-like
Exons: 10
Coding region: 23-1291 (422 amino acids)
Molecular function (GO): 2-oxoglutarate-dependent dioxygenase activity; calcium ion binding
Source: RefSeq, a predicted model, not a curated record